Messenger RNA from Hippocampus zosterae (dwarf seahorse), 870 nucleotides. It is a transcript of the gene ptgdsa, whose product is annotated as prostaglandin D2 synthase a. The record is from RefSeq and is a predicted model, not a curated record. The coding region runs from base 105 to 659 and encodes 184 amino acids. Gene Ontology annotation, molecular function: small molecule binding. NCBI's taxonomy places the organism in Eukaryota, Metazoa, Chordata, Actinopteri, Syngnathiformes, Syngnathidae. The transcript has 6 exons.
AACAAAUAUCGCUGCAGGCAGUCUUCAAGUCCACUUGGACAACAACUCGCUCGCUUGACUUUUUUACACCUCUAUUGUUUAUUUCGGCCCCCGUCCACGCCACCAUGAGGACCGCCGAGGUGGCUGUUGUCAUGGUGAUGUUUUGUACAUCAAUGGCGCACAGUGAUGUGAAGCCGCAGAGGGAUUUCAACUUACAGAGGUUUGCAGGUAGGUGGUACCGCGUGGGCCUGGCAUAUGACUCACCGAGCUUUGUUCAGUACAGAGACAAACUGAGGGUCUCCCUGGGUGUCGUCACGGCGCAGGCAAGCGGCAACGUUAACCUCACGAUGUGGGACGCCACACCUGCAGGGUGUCACAGUAAAAUGUACUAUUAUGAGAAGACAAACAUUCCAGGACAGUUCACCUACUUCAGUACACGUCACAACAUGGUGAAGGACAUCACUGUCGUCGAGACAAACUACAAUGAAUAUGCAUUGGUGCUCAAACACAAAGUGUUUCACAGAGAGUACACCCAGGUGGCCCUCUAUGGUCGCACUCCGAGGGUGAGAGUGGAAGUCAUUCAGAAGUUCAAAGCCUUUGCUCUGUCUCGAGGAUUUCCAAGGGAAGCCAUUCUCACCCCACCGCCAGCAGACAACUGCCCUCCAUCGCCAUCUGGAUAAGUGAGUUCAAUCAUAAUCAAAUAUUUAAACCCGUAUCCGGUAGGAUUUGUCGCGUAUCCGGCACCUUUUCACUCCGAUGUCUUACAUUUCGCAGGUCCCCGUCGCUUCUCCCAUGUAUUUAGUUGGCCUUUUUACCUGCCAUCAUUUGCUCUCAACUCCUGUCUCUCCUGUUUCACAUUUCUACAAAUAAAUGAUUUUCACGUGACAACAA